UCUGUAAUGAAAGGGAAACAAAUUGUUGAAAUUGUGUAAUUAGUUAAAUGCGUUCGAUCCGCUUAUUAGAGCAUCGGUCAACAUGAAGGAUAUCCGCUGGUCGCUGUUUUUGAAUGCAGCUGUCAUUUGUCUUGCACUGCAAACGGCAGCAUUGGACAACAGCGUGCAGGAAUCACCGACAAAUACCAAUCUUAACAAUUCUGCUACACCCGAAAGUAGUAACGUCAGUCAUGUGAAUUCCUCACCCAGCAAUCCAUUGAUCAACGUCACAGUCUCGACUGUGUCGCCCCUCAAUGGGAGCACCACGAGGAAGGGAAACACCUCUACUCUAGCCACGGAGCCUCCGCUUAUUGAUUUACAUGCCGUUGAGCAGGAGCAUAACUCGUCCCUGUCAUUGUUCUUCGUAAUAUGCGUAAUUAUGCUGGGUAUCCUACUUAUACACUUAAUGCUGCAGACUGGAUUCCAAUAUUUACCCGAGAGUAUCGUGGUGGUGUUCCUGGGUGCCUUUAUUGGACUGUCGUUGAACGUAAUGUCUGGCCAAACUGGCAGCUGGAAGCGCGAGGAGGUCUUUUCCCCAAUGGGCUUCUUCCUUGUACUCCUCCCGCCAAUUAUAUUUGAGUCUGGCUACAAUUUGCACAAGGGAAACUUCUUUCAGAACAUUGGCUCAAUUCUAGUCUUUGCCAUUUUUGGCACCACAAUAUCUGCAUUGGUCAUCGGAGCCGGAAUAUACUUGCUUGGUCUUGCAGAGGUGGCAUUUCGGCUUAGCUUUUCAGAGUCGUUUGCCUUUGGAUCGCUCAUCUCCGCUGUUGAUCCUGUCGCCACUGUCGCGAUUUUCCAUGCACUGGAUGUUGAUCCAAUACUUAACAUGUUGGUGUUCGGCGAGAGCAUUCUCAACGAUGCUAUAUCGAUUGUGCUAACCGCAUCCAUCACACAAUCUGCCAAUGCAAACGCAGAGGCCAGCACGGGAGAGGCCAUCUUUAGUGCCCUAAAGACGUUCUGUGCCAUGUUCUUUGCCUCGGCGGGCAUUGGAGUUAUAUUUGCAUUGAUAUCGGCACUUCUGCUUAAGCACAUUGACUUGCGGAAGCAUCCGUCACUUGAGUUCGCCAUGAUGCUGAUGUUCACCUACGCUCCCUACGUUUUAGCCGAGGGAAUUCACCUAAGCGGAAUCAUGGCCAUACUGUUUUGUGGAAUCGUCAUGUCUCACUACACACAUUUCAACUUGUCCACGGUCACUCAAAUCACAAUGCAGCAGACAAUGAGGACACUGGCCUUUAUAGCCGAAACUUGUGUGUUCGCCUAUCUGGGACUGGCCAUAUUUUCAUUCAAGCAUCAAGUGGAGUUGUCUUUUGUUAUAUGGGCGAUCGUUCUGUGUCUGAUUGGACGCGCCUGCAACAUAUUUCCUCUGGCAUUUCUGGUUAACAAAUUCCGCGAGCACAAAAUCAACAACAAGAUGCAGUUUAUUAUGUGGUUCUCUGGUUUACGUGGAGCCAUUUCCUAUGCGCUGUCUUUGCACUUGAACCUUGACAGUGAAGAGAAACGCCAUGUCAUAAUAACAACCACGUUGAUAAUCGUGCUAUUUACAACCUUGGUUUUGGGUGGCUCUACCAUGCCGUUGCUGAAGUAUCUUAAGCCUGGAAAAAAACGAAGGCCACGUGGAACUGUACGCAACUCAUCCGUGGAGGGAGAGGGAGCAGGAGCAGGAGCGCGCCGCAGCAGCAGCAGCCGCAAACGCUCAAAGUCUAUUUCUCUGUCGAAGACAAGGGAGUGGGGACAGGCCAUCGAUUCAGAGCAUUUGUCCGAACUUACCGAAGAGGAGGAUGUCUCCUUUACCCAGGCUCGUAACCGCUUUGGCCGCCUCGAUCGCAAGUACUUCAUUCCGUUCUUCACGCGUCGAUUCAACAGCCAAGAGCUGCACGAGUGCAAGUCUCAGAUGGCGGACUUGACCAACAAGUGGUAUCAGGCGAUUCGUGUUAGUCCCUUAGACUCAGACGAGUCCGAUGAGGAGAUUGGAUUAGCAGCUAGCACAAGUCAGAGCCAUCUCACACGGUCGUAGAAUUAAAUGAUAAAUGGAACUCCAGGGCUGUGUUAAAACAACUUUGUGGCCAAAAGUGAAGGAUCGAUCGUAUGUAUGAUUUUUUAGUUAAUUUAUAUUAAAUGUAUUUUUGUGUCUGGUGGCUGGGUACAUUAACUUGUAGAAUAUUUUGCAACCUUGUAAUAUGUUUGUUGGAUAUAAAUCCAAACAGAUUUAUUCCAUGCCAACAUUUCUCUCUGGGGGAACAUUUCAAAACAGCCAUUUUGAAGUGCAUUGAGUCCAAAACUAAUCAUUGAUACUUCAAAGUUUAUUAUUAUAGAUGUAUUUGUGAUUUUGUAAAUGUUUGAAACCAAAUAUAUAAUAAACAUGUAAUUGUGAUACGAAUA
Drosophila guanche is the source of this 2418-nucleotide messenger RNA. It is a transcript of the gene Nhe1, whose product is annotated as sodium/hydrogen exchanger 8. Gene Ontology annotation, cellular component: Golgi apparatus; membrane. NCBI's taxonomy places the organism in Eukaryota, Metazoa, Arthropoda, Insecta, Diptera, Drosophilidae. Gene Ontology annotation, biological process: proton transmembrane transport; sodium ion transport; regulation of pH. The transcript is spliced from 5 exons. The coding region runs from base 83 to 2053 and encodes 656 amino acids. Gene Ontology annotation, molecular function: sodium:proton antiporter activity. The record is from RefSeq and is a predicted model, not a curated record.